Messenger RNA from Blepharisma stoltei, 1870 nucleotides. Lineage: Eukaryota; Ciliophora; Heterotrichea; Heterotrichida; Blepharismidae. The record is from the annotation of a GenBank genome assembly.
AUGGAAAACGCCGUCGAAAUCCGAACGCCUGAAGCCGAGCGAUACAGGAUUUGCUAGUGGGGAAAGCCAUGUUGGCAUUGGCCGUAAACCAGAACCUAAUAAUUAAUUAAGUGUAUGUAAAAUGGAGGAACAAAAUUCUUCUCAACCUGUAACAAUAGUUCAAGAAUUUUCUGGUCCUGCAGGAGUUGUCACCAUUGUUUCAACUACCCAAGAUUCUUCUAACUCUAAUACAAGCCCAGAGCAUAAUCCAGUCGUGAACCAAAAUAAAGAUCUUUAUCCAAAAUUGCCAGAUACCACUCAUAACAUGAACAUUACAACAACUUCUAAUGAACAUCCUAUUAAUGUAUCUAAUAAUGAAGAAGCCAAAGAAACCCAGACAAUAACCAAAAGCGACUUGCCGAAACAUACGAUUAAGAUGGUAAUUUCUAUGUAGCAAUCUUCUGGGACUUCAGUUAAAGUCCAAUCUCUUAGCAAAAAUGAUGAUCCUUUGAACCAGCCAAUUAUUGCGAAAGUUGAGGAAGUCAAACCUAUGUGUUUUUUACGAAGGAUCGCCCACAAAGGAGAUAUUUUUAGCCAAAAAAUGGUUUGUCGACUAGUUUGGCAAGGCAGCUAAUUUUUGGCAACCAAAAUGCUCCUAACUCUCCCUUCCUUGAGCAAACAAAAAACAUUUUGUUCUCUCAUAGAGGCUAAAUUUUUUUUCAAAAAAAUCUCAAUUCCAAAAAUUAGAAGCUAAAAUUACUUUAAUUUGCAAGCCAUUUACAAAUUAAGAAUUAGCUCUUCCACUAAAGAGACAGAGCCAAAAAGGUGACAUCAUGAACAUUUCUGACCAAAAGGGCAGAUCAUCCCAAACAAACCAUCACCCACCGCGAUACCUCGCUCUUACCUGGUUUAGCUCUGGCGCGUGCUCCUCCUAAGGUUAAUUCUCCUAAGAUAUGCUGAGCUGUGAAACCCGAGCCUCUUGAUUGCACUGAGGAGCAGCUCUUCUUGUAAUCCUCAAAGUUAAACCGCUGUUUCUGGGCAGGAGUUUCUCAAGAGAAAACCAAACCCAUAAAUAAUAUUUCAUGAGAGAGAAAUUAGCAGAGUUAAUUUCUCUUGACUCAAUGCAAUUUAUUUAUUAUCACUUAUAUCAAAAUAAUUUUUUAUAAAAAUAGGGAUUCUUCCAAUGAUUUUGUUUACCUAGAGAGGUCAUCGGAGGAGUAAUUGGCUAUUCAUCAUACAAUAGUAUAAACCACAAGAGGAAAAGACCAACUCAAGUGAAAAAAAUGAGCCUAAGGUGCAGCAAUCUAAUGAAGUCAGGGGAAAUGUGCAAGUUACUGUCACCACGACGAGUUACGCUGCUGAGGAAAGCCAGUCUCCUAAAAAUGUAAAAGAGAAUAAAGACCCAUUGAAGAAUGCUCCUGAAGAAAAAUACGAUGAAGAACAGAAGGAAGAAGAAAAACUUGGAGGAGAUGGCCAGGAGUAUGGCAACAGUCCAUUAGUGACAACGAUGCAUAAAAAUGAUGAAGCUCAACAAGUUGCAUCUACUAACUCCCCAUGAGUGAAUAAAAAAAAUUUUGUUUGAUGAUGAAGGUGGUUAAUUUUUUUUAAAAUUUUAUAAAUAAAGCAAAAAUUAAUUUAAUUUGUAAAAUUUAUGUUUAAAAAUGCAUUUUUUUUCAAAUUAAACAGAAUUAACUAGAGAUUUCAUUAUGAUAAUUAUUAAAUUAUAUAGCAAAAUUUUUUUCGCUCAUGGAGAAUGGGUUUUUUUGGGCAAAAAAUAGGGGUUUUCAAGAGUUUUCUUCUCUCACAGAUGUGGAGGAUUAAAGGGAAAUCUAAGAGGAAAAAUCGUGAUGCUAAAGGCCAAGCUGCUUGCAACGCGUGCUUAUUAUUUUAG